Trichosporon asahii var. asahii CBS 2479 is the source of this 1476-nucleotide messenger RNA. Its product is annotated as acid phosphatase. NCBI's taxonomy places the organism in Eukaryota, Fungi, Basidiomycota, Tremellomycetes, Trichosporonales, Trichosporonaceae. The coding region runs from base 1 to 1476 and encodes 491 amino acids. The record is from RefSeq and is a predicted model, not a curated record. Gene Ontology annotation, molecular function: acid phosphatase activity. The transcript is spliced from 2 exons.
AUGCUCUCACUCAUUCUCACGGCACUCCUCUCGACGGCAUCGGCCGCGCCAGCUGGCAUUGUCGGAAGCACAUACGCCGACGUCUACCCGCCCGGCAGCACGACCGUUGAUCGCGGCCUAUUCCCCGACCGCACUGUGGUUGGCUACCCUCACGUCACGCGCACGGGCGCGCAACCGUAUGCGAUAGUGACCUCGCCAGCGGACCAGUUCCCAAAGGUGCAGCAGGCGUUUGGCCCGGUAGUCCUCCCCGAAGCUAGGAGCUCGCGUGGAGGCAAGGGCAAGAACAGCGACAAUGGCAAUGGCAAGAAGAAGGGCAAGGGAAAGAAGGACAAGGCUGGUCACCUCAAGGCUUCGGGCGACCUUGCCUUCCUCAACAACUGGACGUACAAGCUCGGCUCUGAUAUUUUGGUGCCCUUUGGCCGGCAGCAGCUGUACGAGCUGGGUGUGCGAUCGCGGAUUGCGUACGGCCAUCUGCUCAACGACUUUACCGAGCGGGGCGAGCUGCCCGUGUUCAGGACGGGGAGCAUUGACCGCAUGGUCGAGACAAUGGAGGCGUUUGGACAAGGGUUCUUUGGACGUGACAGCCAGAAGCAAUUUUCCAUGUCGAUUGCGAUUGAGGAGAAGGGUAUCAAUGCGACCGUGUACCCCGGCGGCGGCACGUGUCCCAACUCGGACCGGGACGUCGUCGCGAGCAAGCUCGGCAUGGCCGAGUACGUGAACCGCACGUUUGCGGGUACUGCCAAGCGGCUUCAGAAGGACUUGGAGGGGUACACCAUCACGCCUGGCGACGUGCACACGCUCAUGUCGCUGUGUUCGUACGAGACGCUCGCGCUGGGCUACUCUGCCUUCUGCCCUCUGUUCACGCACGACGAGUUUCUCGACUACCAGUACGCAUGGGACAUCAUGUUCUUCUACGGCAACGGCCCCGGCGGACAGACGACGGCUGCCCAGGGAAAGGGAUGGGUGCAAGAGUUCCUUGCGCGGCUCACGCACACGCCCAUCGAGGGUUACGACAGCAGCACCAACUCGACGCUCGACGGCAAUCCGGAGACGUUCCCCCUGAACCAGAGCAUCUACGCCGAUGCGUCGCACGACUCGUAUAUUAUGAGCACGUUUACGGCGAUGAACCUGCCCAUCCACGGCGGCGCCCUGCCGCUGGACAAGCGCGUCGACGGCCGCGUCUUCACAUCCUCUGCGCUCGUGCCGUUCAACACCAACUUUGUCGCGCAGGUGCUCUCCUGCGAGGGAAUGGAGGGCCAGCAGAUCCGUUUCAUCAUCAACGACGCGGUGGUGCCGCUGCACGAGAAGUAUGACGGAUGCGAGGAGGACGAGGACGGAAUCUGCUCCUUGCACGCGGUUGUCGAGGCGCUGCAGAAGCGCGUGGCCGAGAUUGACUAUACAGCCUCGUGUCGCGGUGACAUCACCAAUAUCACGGACACGGCACAGCUCAAGGACAGCAACGGGUUGCCGUACUAG